AUGGCUCGCUACCUCACACCUGCCAAGAUCGGCCUGCUCGUACUCAUAGAGCUUUACACCGAGGAAGCCAUCCCGCACGAUGCCAUCCUGCCAGUCCUCUCAUUCAUCACAUCGAACUUGGUCGAUCGCGACACGCACAACCGCUCGUGCAAUACUGAUGACAAGUCAGCAUGGGCCAACGCAGAGCGAACGAUCAGUCUCGUGGUGUCCAUCAAAGACUUUGAGAAGCUUCUGGGCAGCUACCCGUUCUUGAUGGGGUUCCCAGGGAGGCGGCUGUGGGAUCAGUUCUUGGGGAAAAUGUGGGAUCUAAACUCCCUCAAUGCGAUGCACGCGUUUCUCGCCAACCUUCCAAGGCUACUGGCGAAAACUGCAAAGGAGCUCAAACACGAAGCAGGAGGAGGAACCCCAGAACCCGAAGUGGGCAUCAAGAUUUCGCGAAACUCACUCUUUGGCCUGUUCAUCCGCCGUGUAGGGUCCGAGCUUGGGCGGCUACAGUGGCACGACACAACUGAGUUGUGGAAGAGCUUCGUGCAGUACAGACAGCCUACAGCUCACUACCUACGCCGGAAGCUCCCGGGAUUCGAAAGACUGAGCUUCGACGAAGUGCUCUCCACAGCGGAGGGGCAAGAAUGGGAUGCUGAGUCUGUGUCCAGGUUGACAUUCAUAGCCUAUGAUGGCAUACUGGCUGGAGAGCACGCAAGUGCCCUGCCAGUCAGUACAAGCGACGUCGAGGCUCUGCUGGAGUUCCAGAUUGAGCAAAUGCAAAAGUACGGUGCCAGAGUUGCACCGGAUUUGAGACAGCAGCUGGACAUACUGCUGCGCGAAUCGGUUUCAAUACCCAGUCUAGCACACUACUUGAACUUCCUCAAUGCAUGGCAAGCAGGCGACUACGCAACUGCUUUCGAUCUGCUUCAUCGAUAUUUCGACUAUGCUAUGCACUCUGAGCAUCAGAGCUCGUACCAAUACGGAUUGAUGAACCACGCAGUCCUCCAGGCGGACUUUGGCUGCUACAAAGAGGCAUACGAGGCGAUGCUCGAGACUGUCACUACCGCCAGAGAAAACAAGGACAUGCGGUGUCUCAACUUUGCGUUGAAUUGGCUUUUUCAAUUCGAACAAUCCAGACCAUAUCUCGUGAGCCAGUUGAGAUCCCGUGACGACGACUCAAACGGCGUUCUGGGCACGAGCAGGAAGAUCCUCGCCUAUCUUCGUGUCAACGCAAAGGACGCGAAGAUGUGGCCCCUCUACUGCACAGUGUGGCUAAGCGAAGCGAAGCUUUGUUUGCUCAACGGCGAGAGUACAGCCACUGCUGUGGAGAACAUGGUACGAAGCUCACACCUGGCCCUGAAAUACAACGUGAAAGGAGUGAUGGGGACGCAGGCCUUGUUUUGGUCUGCGUACUGGGACAGGACUGGCCUUGCAUAUCUGGCUGGCUUGGUCAGCGAGGUCUUCUUGCAAUGCCACAUGGGUAAUGCGGCCUUUGACGACGAGCUGAAUCACACCUGGGUGCUCGCAUCAGGCCUCGUGCGCAAAGGUCGAUAUGACGAGGGCCUUCAAGCACUGGAGAGUCUCGACGAGAACUCGUUGAGAUCGCUCAAGACCAGCCAGCUAUGGUACAAGUACCGGGGUAUCCUCAAGCUUCAACGCGAUCUGCGCCACAACAACCUUCGUGGAGCUGAGCAGCUGUUGUAUCAACUGCUACAGUCCAGAACGGACGACAUGAGUCUGGAGAUGGCGUGCCUCAUUGACUCGCUUCACAUUGAAUACCUCACCCAGCGGGGGGACAUACAAGGUGCCUUCACCAAGACCAAUGCGGCUCUGGCAAAAUUCCGGGAGGAGAAUAGAGAUCUUGCGCUCCGGGUCGACAUGUUGCUGCGCAAGGUGAAGCUGCUGAGUCUAGCUGGACGCCCACAACGAGGAUUCUCCGUUGCGAUCAACGCUGUCAACAUUGCGUGGCGCGCACGGCUGGUCCUCCAGUUGUGGGACGCGUUGGGCGUGUUGUCCAGCAUCCUCGUUUCGUUUGGCGAGUUUGACGCGGCGAGUCAGAUCCUCAUCGCCGUCAUCCCCCGCGCCAUAGAAACGGACUCCUUGCUCCUGGUAGCCCAACUAUACGCAUAUCUGGCGGAUGCGUGGAUGGGCCUCGCAGGACAAGAGCCGCCCAAGUCCACAAAGCGAACGGAGCAUAUGACCGCCGCAUUGGCGGCCGUCAACAAGGCAUUCGACUAUUACUCGAGCAUCGAGGACAUUGGUAAACAAUGCGAGAUGAUGGCCAAGAAGGCCAUGAUUAUGAAGCUGUCGGGGGACAUGGAGCUGGCGGCCGAUUAUGCCGCAGCGUACGUGUCGCUGAAGAAGACUGCUGAAGUGUUAAGCUCGGGUGGUUCGUAA
Emericellopsis atlantica is the source of this 2382-nucleotide messenger RNA. Its product is annotated as anaphase-promoting complex subunit 5-domain-containing protein. Gene Ontology annotation, cellular component: anaphase-promoting complex. Gene Ontology annotation, biological process: anaphase-promoting complex-dependent catabolic process; protein K11-linked ubiquitination; positive regulation of mitotic metaphase/anaphase transition. The record is from RefSeq and is a predicted model, not a curated record. The transcript is spliced from 3 exons. Bases 1 to 2382 code for a protein of 793 amino acids. NCBI's taxonomy places the organism in Eukaryota, Fungi, Ascomycota, Sordariomycetes, Hypocreales, Bionectriaceae.